AUGAAUGUGAAAGAGUUGGACAAGAUUUACAGGAAAUUGGACUUUAGAAUUAUUCCAGCCUUGUGGUGUCUCUAUUUCUUGACAUCUUUCGGGUCAAGUGCCUAUGGUUUGACCUUGACAAUGAACCUGGAAGUCGGCCAUUCUUUGGGACAACAUUUGCACCUCACCCCCAAGAACAUUUCGACUGCUUCUGCAUUGUACUAUGUUGGUUACAUUAUUUUUGAUGUUCCCAUGAACUUAAUAAUGACUAAGGUUAGCCCUCAGUCUUGGCUUUCCAGAAUUGUGAUUACUGUUGGUUUGGUUUAUACUUGCUAUCACGUUUUGCAAUCCAGCGGUGCACUUAUUGCCUGUCGCUUUAUUUCUGGUAUGGUUGGCGCUGGUACUUGGCCAGGGAUGAGUUACUAUAUCUCUCUUUGGUAUCCAAACGAAAGACUGACUAGAAGAAUCGGAUAUUAUUUUACCGCAGCCCAGAUUUCGGCUGCAGUCGCUGGUUUGGUUAGUGCUGGUUUUCAGAAAAUGGAUGGAGUCAGAGGUUACACUGGUUGGCAAUGGAUGUACUUGGUUUAUGGUGUGAUAACCAUUGCUGUAGGUAUCCUGUUGUUAUGGUGGUUGCCUGACAGACCAUUCAAGGAACCUACUGACAGCCCUAACAAGUUAAUCCAGUUAUACCAUAAGUUCCUUACUCCACCUCACCCAUUGAAUGACAAAGAAAAGGAAUUACAUAGAAAGGAUCUUGAGCAUAGAUACAAAUUGUUGAAGUGGACUUGGAAAGACGUCAUUGAUGUCAUCACUGACUUGAGAAUCUGGCCCUUGAUUAUCAUGUACUUCGGUGUUGUUGGUACCGGCUUUGGUUUGGCAGUAUUUGGAUCUACAAUUAUUGCUACUAACAACCCUAAUCUCACCUCUAUUCAAGUAUCAUUAUUGUAUGCUCCAAUCUGGUUAUUUGACUUGGCUGGUAUCUUGAUUAUCACUCCUUUCGCCGACAAAUUCAAGAGGUUGCGUGCCUUAAUCUUCUCCCUUGCUUGUCUUGUUAUCAUGUGCGGAAUGUUUGUUACCACUUUUGCACGCGGAUCUUGGAACAAGUACGGUGGGUUGUUGAUUGCAGGUUUCGGUUUGGGACCAACAGUUCCUAUAUGUAUGUCUUGGACAGCUGAAAUAUUUGGGCCAAGGUAUGGUGAUGUUGGAACUGCUGUAAGUGCUGCUCUUGUCAGUGGUUUAGGCAAUCUUGGAUCUGUCACAGCUACCUAUGCCUUGUACAGUGGAUGGCCAGCCGACAAAAAGAGAUUGUUCAGAAACUCCAAUAUGAUGUUGGUAGUGAUGUUAGGAGCCAGUAUUAUUGCCUCUGUAGUGUGUCACUUGCUCAGAAAUAGAGUUAGACAACAGAAAUAG
Molecule: messenger RNA, 1389 nt
Organism: Scheffersomyces stipitis CBS 6054
Lineage: Eukaryota; Fungi; Ascomycota; Pichiomycetes; Serinales; Debaryomycetaceae
Exons: 1
Coding region: 1-1389 (462 amino acids)
Biological process (GO): biotin import across plasma membrane
Cellular component (GO): membrane
Molecular function (GO): dethiobiotin transmembrane transporter activity; biotin transmembrane transporter activity; solute:proton symporter activity
Source: RefSeq, a predicted model, not a curated record